GGCCGGGGUGGCGGGGUCCGCGCUGCCCGCGAGGCGUCGUGAGGCGGCCGAAGAGGACGAGCGCGGCAGCCGGGCCGGAUGCUGGCAUGUGUGUCCUGGUCCCUGAUCCCCUCUUGUGGGUCUACUGAUUCUUCCGUCUUCCUGUGCCAGAGACAUCAACGGAGCUGUUCAGACCUGCAGGGGUCCUUGGUGAAUCCUAUCAUGGUUAUUUAAGGAACCUUGCCUAGAAGUCCCCACACAAGCGCAGUUCCCCAUCGCCGGGAAGGCGUGGACUCCAAGAUGAUUAUAAAGGAAUACCGGAUUCCUCUGCCAAUGACUGUGGAGGAGUACCGCAUCGCCCAGCUCUACAUGAUACAGAAGAAGAGCCGAAAUGAGACCCAUGGCGAAGGCAGCGGUGUGGAGAUCCUGGAAAACCGACCCUAUACAGAUGGUCCUGGCGGCUCUGGGCAGUACACACACAAGGUGUACCACGUGGGCAUGCACAUCCCCAGUUGGUUCCGUUCCAUCUUGCCCAAGGCAGCCCUGCGAGUGGUGGAGGAAUCCUGGAACGCCUACCCUUACACCAGAACCAGGUUCACCUGCCCCUUCGUGGAGAAGUUCUCCAUCGACAUUGAGACUUAUUAUAAGACUGAUGCUGGGGAAAAUCCUGAUGUAUUCAGCCUGUCCCCUGUGGAGAAGAACCAGCUGAUAACAGACUUCAUCGACAUCGUCAAGGACCCUGUUCCCCCCAACGAGUAUAAGACUGAGGAAGAUCCCAAGCUGUUCCAGUCAGUCAAGACCCAUCGGGGCCCGCUGUCGGACAAUUGGAUCGAGGAGUACAAGAGGCGCCUCCUCCCCAUCAUGUGUGCCUACAAGCUCUGCAAGGUGGAGUUCCGCUACUGGGGCAUGCAGUCCAAGAUCGAGAGGUUCAUCCACGAUACAGGCUUGCGGCGGGUAAUGGUACGGGCCCACCGGCAGGCCUGGUGCUGGCAGGAUGAGUGGUAUGGGCUGAGCAUGGAAAACAUCCGUGAGCUGGAGAGGGAGGCACAGCUCAUGCUGUCCCGCAAGAUGGCCCAGUUUACCGAUGAUGAGGGAGCUAUGGAGCUUGCCAAGGACCACACCACCCAGGACCAGGCAUCUGGAGUGCCACCUGAGCCCAGCAGCAGCAACGGGGAGCCCCUGGUAGGGCGGGGCCUCAAGAAGCAGUGGUCCACAUCCUCCAAGUCUUCACGGUCAUCCAAGCGGGGAGCCAGCCCUUCCCGCCACAGCAUCUCGGAGUGGAGGAUGCAGAGCAUUGCCAGGGACUCAGACGAGAGUUCAGACGAUGAGUUCUUCGAUGCUCAUGAGGACCUGUCCGACUCGGAGGAGAUGUUCCCCAAGGACAUCACCAAGUGGAGCUCCAAUGAUCUCGUGGACAAAGUGGAGAGCCCAGAGCCAGAGGACACACAGGACAGUCUGUACCGCCAGAGCAGCCCUGAGUUCAGGGUGGCCUCCAGCGUGGAGCAGCUGAACAUCAUCGAGGAUGAGGUGAGCCAGCCACUGGCCACACCGCCCUCCAAGAUCCACGUGCUGCUGCUGGUGCUGCAUGGAGGCACCAUCCUGGACACGGGCGCCGGGGACCCCAGCUCCAAGCAGGGUGAUGCCAACACCAUCGCCACCGUGUUCGACACAGUCAUGCGAGUGCACUACCCCAGCGCCCUGGGCCACCUUGCCAUCCGCCUGGUACCGUGCCCUCCCAUCUGCGCUGACGCCUUUGCCCUUGUCUCCAACUUGAGUCCCUACGGCCAUGACGAGGGCUGUCUGUCCAGCAGUCAGGACCACAUCCCCCUAGCUGCCCUGCCACUGCUGGCCACUUCCUCGCCCCAGUACCAGGAGGCAGUUGCCACGGUGAUUCAGCGGGCCAACCUGGCCUAUGGGGACUUCCUUAAGUCCCAGGAGGGCGUGACCUUCAAUGGGCAGGUCUGCCUGAUCGGGGACUGUGUUGGGGGCAUCCUGGCAUUCGAUGCCUUAUGCUACAGCAGCCAGCCCGUGUCGGAGAGUCAGAGCAGCAGUCGCCGAGGCAGCGUGGUCAGUGUGCAGGACGCUGACCUGCUGUCCCCGGGCAUCCUGGUGAACACAGCGCAAUGCUCUGGCAGCGGCAGUUGUGGCGGUGGCGGCGGCAGCAAUGGCUCCAGCCUAGAAAGCAGUCGACACCUCAGCCGCAGCAACAUCGACAUCCCCCGCGGCGAUGGCACUGAAGACUCCAAAAGGCAGCUGCCCCGCAAGCGGAGCGACUCCUCCACCUACGAGCUGGACACCAUCCAGCAGCACCAGGCCUUCCUGUCCAGCCUCCACGCCAGCGUCCUGAGGAACGAGCCCAGCUCCCGCCGCUCCAGUAGCUCCACCAUGCUGGAUGGCACUGGCGCCCUGGGCAGGUUUGACUUUGAGAUCGCCGACCUCUUCCUGUUUGGAUGCCCACUGGGGCUGGUUCUGGCCUUGAGGAAAACAGUCAUCCCUGCCCUGGACGUGUUCCAGCUGCGGCCCGCCUGCCAGCAGGUGUACAACCUGUUCCACCCCGCGGACCCAUCCGCCUCCCGGCUGGAGCCACUGCUGGAGCGGCGCUUCCACGCCCUGCCGCCCUUCGGCAUCCCCCGCUACCAGCGCUACCCGCUGGGGGAUGGCUGCUCCACGCUGCUGGUUGAGACCGUGCAGAGAAACCCUGAGCUGGUCCUGGAAGGUGGCCCCCUGGCCCCUCUCCCCCAAGGGGAUGGCUUCCUGGAAACCAGUAUCCCCGUUCCCGCGCUCACCUGGCAAGACGGGCCCCGCCCGAGUCCGGGCUGUGCUGAGUCAGAUGCACUCCAGACCCACAACACGGUCUUCCAAGAGCACGUGGCCCCUUCAUCACCGGGCACGGCCCCAACCAGCCGCGGCCUCCGCAGAGCCAGUGAGAUCAGCAUUGCCAGCCAAGUGUCAGGCAUGGCUGAGAGCUACACGGCGUCCAGCAUCGCCCAGAAGGCCCCCUCGUCGCUCAGCCACACCCCCAGUGUCAGGCGCCUGUCCCUUCUCGCCCUGCCCCCCCCCUCCCCAGUCAUGCUUGGCUCUCAUCCCCGGGGCCGGCAGGCCGGCCCUAGCCUGGAGAGGGCCCCUUGCCUCCCUGACUUGGACAUCGGAGAAGUUGCUGCAAAGUGGUGGGGCCAGAAGCGGAUCGACUAUGCCCUGUACUGCCCCGACGCCCUGACAGCCUUCCCCACGGUGGCCCUGCCCCACCUCUUCCACGCCAGCUACUGGGAGUCCACCGACGUGGUCUCUUUCCUGCUGAGACAGGUCAUGAGGCAUGACAGUUCCAGCAUCCUGGAGCUGGAUGGCAAGGAGGUGUCCGUGUUCACCCCCUCGCAGCCCAGAGAGAAGUGGCAGCGCAAGAGGACCCACGUGAAGCUGCGGAACGUGACGGCCAACCACCGGAUCAACGAUGCGGUCGCCAACGAGGAUGGCCCCCAGGUUGUGACGGGCCGGUUCAUGUACGGGCCCCUGGACAUGGUCACUCUCACUGGAGAGAAGGUGGAUGUGCACAUCAUGACGCAGCCACCCUCGGGGGAGUGGCUGCACCUGGACACGCUGGUGACGAACAGCAGUGGACGUGUCUCCUACACGAUCCCGGAGACGCACCGCCUGGGGGUGGGUGUCUACCCCAUCAAAAUGGUGGUCAGGGGAGACCACACAUUUGCCGACAGCUACAUCACUGUGCUGCCCAAGGGCACGGAGUUUGUGGUCUUCAGCAUUGAUGGCUCCUUUGCCGCCAGCGUGUCCAUCAUGGGCAGUGACCCCAAGGUGCGGGCCGGGGCUGUGGACGUGGUGCGGCACUGGCAGGACUUGGGCUACCUCAUCAUCUACGUGACAGGCCGGCCUGACAUGCAGAAGCAGCGAGUGGUGGCGUGGCUGGCUCAGCACAACUUCCCCCAUGGCGUGGUGUCCUUCUGUGACGGCCUGGUGCACGACCCACUGAGGCACAAGGCCAACUUCCUGAAGCUCCUCAUCUCGGAGCUGCAUCUGCGUGUGCACGCGGCCUACGGCUCCACUAAGGACGUGGCAGUGUACAGCUCCAUCAGCCUGUCCCCCAUGCAGAUCUACAUCGUGGGCCGGCCCACCAAGAAGCUGCAGCAGCAGUGCCAGUUCAUCACAGACGGCUAUGCGGCCCACCUGGCCCAGCUCAAGUACAACCAUCGCGCGAGACCAGCCCGCAACACCGCCACCCGCAUGGCGCUGCGCAAGGGCAGCUUCGGCUUGCCGGGCCAGGGCGACUUCCUGCGCUCCCGUAACCACCUGCUCCGCACCAUCUCAGCCCAGCCCGGCGGGCCCAGCCUCCGGCAUGAGAGGACGCAGAGCCAGGCCGAGAGCGAGCUGCGGGGCCAGCGCAGCCUGAGCAUGGCAGCCAGCUGCUGGGGCCGUACCAUGACCGGCCGGCUCGAGCCAGGGGCAGUCACGGGCCCCAAGUAGGGCACUGUUACGAGGCGCUGUGGUCUCCAUGGUGCUAGGCCAGGGUGCCAGCCCCACUGGGAGGCCUGGCCUGGAAACUGGCAGGCAGCUGGGAACAAGCACAUUUGUGGCCUGGGAGCUGGUUCCAGGGCCCCGUGGGGAUACAGCCAUGCCACAGUCCUCCCGGCCAUGCCUCGCGUCUUAGGGUCUGUGGAAGCUGGCAGGACAUCCCACUUAGCCUGGCCUGGGAGGCCCCCCCCCCCCCCCCGAACAUCCUGCUGUGCAUAGAGCUCCCAGCCUGAGCCAGCUGUGGGCCAGACUCAGCCUCCACCUCCUUCCCCCUAGCUCCCCAACCAAGGCCCCUCCUGUUUGGGAACGGCUCCAACAGGGGUCCAGCCUGCUUUUUGUUGACUCCAGUUUCUCAACUGUUCAACCUCACUGGUUUUGCACUGAUUUUUGAGUGGAGACCCCUUGCCACCUCUGACGGCUAGAUUCGUUGACAUGCAUGAAAAUUCAGUAUUUGCUGACCCAGGACUUCUUACCACACAGAAGGUCCCAGUGUGGCAAACCCACAUACAAGCAGGAGAGAAAGGCCAUAUCUUAAUUUGGGCAGCCCUGGACUGUGGCCCGCCACCCCGGCCCCACGUGCAGCUGGGUCUGGCUGCAGGGCUGGUGCACAGCACAGGCCUGCUGCCCGCAAUGUCCACAGCGGGCUCCCGACUAGCCUCACCCUGGGCUGCGGGGCCUGGCCUCCACUUCUGCUCCUUGCCUGCCAUUGGCCGAGGCCCCAUGCCAUGGCCGCCCGCCCGCGUUUCUACGCCUUUCUACUUCUCAAUCUGAUUUCUAUGAGGUUUUUUUAAUGAGCAAUCCUUGGCUGCUUCCUUUUCUUAACUCUUUGCGUACAAGCGCAGCCCUUCCACGUGGGAGACACCCAGCACUGUGAGUGUCCAGCCUGGCUCUGGACGUGGGCCCCGCCCCCUUCCCCCCCUCUGCAAGGUGUGGGCUCCCGGCCCCACCUGACCCAUGGAUUCCACUGAGUCUCGACUCUGGGGUGGGUGGGGCACACACUUAGGUUUUUUUAAUGCCAAUUCCGUUUUGAUGCUCAAUCUAAGAAUAAGAAGCCACAGUUAGCUUCAUUAGCUUCAGGGUGGGCAGCCCUGACUCCAUUUUUUUCCUGAACCAAGGACAAACCAUCCAGCACCCACCUUCCCAUCCCAGCACCGAACGCAACCUCCGGUGCUCCUCCAUCUUCCCGGAAGUGGGCAAGCCCGCUGGGCCCAGCCGGACUCCGUCUCAGGGCUGCACGCCUGGGCUGGAGAGGUGCGGGCGGAUGCUAACUUUCCUGUGUGUAGAUAUGUACAGCCGGAGGGGUACGUGUCCUGCGAGAGCAGGCCUGCAUUCAGAGGGAAAGCUAUUUAUUUUGUGCAGAGAAAAUUGUCUGGAGGGAUGGAACCUUCAGGUUUACUCAUAUUUAAGAUGUAGCUUUUCGUUGUUUCAGGCGUUAUGUAUAAAGCAACGAUGAUUUUAUGGA
This is a messenger RNA of Dipodomys spectabilis (banner-tailed kangaroo rat), 5962 nucleotides long. RefSeq names its product phosphatidylinositol transfer protein membrane associated 2 (gene Pitpnm2). The coding region runs from base 280 to 4452 and encodes 1390 amino acids. The record is from RefSeq and is a predicted model, not a curated record. Gene Ontology annotation, molecular function: metal ion binding; phosphatidylcholine binding; phosphatidylinositol transfer activity. Gene Ontology annotation, cellular component: cytoplasm. Gene Ontology annotation, biological process: phospholipid transport. NCBI's taxonomy places the organism in Eukaryota, Metazoa, Chordata, Mammalia, Rodentia, Heteromyidae. The transcript is spliced from 27 exons.